CCUCCUGCCUGCCUCAUCCUCACAUUCACAUUGUUUUUAAGCAGAGAGAAGAACAGAGUGGCCAGUCAGUCAGUCACUGAGGCGAAUAAAGACCAGCUGAAAUAUAGUUGAGGCUAAAAAAAAGAGGUCAAGUGAAGCUCUAACUCAUUCUAAUUUUGGUUUGAGAUUGGAAAGGGAGACUGAAAAAAAAACCUUUUUUGAAUUCUUCAAAAACCAUGCUGCUUCUGGAUGAAUCUGAGUCAUUUGCAGACCAGUCCCACGGCGCCCCCUUCAGUUCCCAGAAUGAGGCUCAGGGAGGGGAUCCUGCUGUGUGGCAGUGCACCCCUCACCCAUCUACCUCACCGUCAGCGGAGACGCCUGCACACCCACCCCCAUCACAAUCCAUAUCCAGACCCCACUCCAGGCCUUCAAACCAAAGCCCCGCCCCUUCCUCCUCCCUGACAGGAAGCAAGAAAAGGACCUCCAAACCUGCACACAUAAGACGAAACAUCAGAAAGUUACUGCGGGAGCAUCAGUUGGAUGCAGUGACCAAAGCUGCCCAGCAGGAGGAGCUGCAUAGAAGGCGGCGUCUGGGUGAGCAAAGAAAGCAGGAGUUUCCUGAAUCACUGUUGCCUGAAUACUCAACAGCAGAUGUUGCACAACAGGUGGCGCCAUCGUUGGCAUCCGUUUCCACACAGCAAGAUGUUAAGUCGUCCAUACAGGAGGUCAUCUGUUUGGACCCCAACAGCACAGGCACCAGCGAGGAGGACGGCAAGAACAACUCCUCUGCUGCUACUGAACGCACAGACAAAACAGACAUUGCAGAUUUAAGCUCAGGGGAGGACGACACUGUUAUUCAAGUCGGUAGCGAGUCCACCAACGAGGAAGAGGAGGGUGAGCCGAGUGGGGCUCAUACCAACGAUGCCCAAAACCAAGCAGACGCCCAGGGCAGAGUGCUGGUCAACCUGAACCACCCACCUUCUGAGCCAGAUAUUUUCUUGGCACCGCAGCUCGCUCGAGCAGUCAAGCCUCACCAGAUUGGUGGGAUCCGUUUCCUCUACGAUAACCUGGUGGAGUCGUCGGAGCGUUUUAGCAGCACCAGUGGGUUCGGCUGCAUCCUCGCUCAUAGCAUGGGCUUGGGCAAAACACUGCAAGUCAUCUCAUUCAUCGACAUCCUCUUCAGGCACACCCAGGCUCAUACUGUACUCGCCAUCGUUCCGGUGAACACGCUGCAGAACUGGCUGUCAGAGUUUAACACCUGGUUUCCGCCCGCAGAGGCGUUGCCUGCAGACACCGACCCCUCUGUGGUAACGCCGCGCAGAUUCAAGGUUCACAUCCUCAACGAUGAGCACAAGAACACAGCAGCCAGGGCCAAGAUUGUGGAGGACUGGUCUCGGGAUGGGGGGGUGCUGCUAAUGGGCUAUGAGAUGUACCGCCUCCUGUCCAUGAAGAAAAGCUUCGGGGCUGGAAGGAAGAAGAGGAACAAAAAAACACCCGGAUCUGAUGUCAUCGACGUGGAUGAAGAAGACAAACAGCAGGAGUUACUUAAAGGUGUUGAGAAAGCUCUGGCUCGACCUGGUCCAGAUGUCGUCAUCUGUGACGAGGGACAUCGCAUCAAAAACUGUCAUGCCAGCACGUCUCAGGCUCUGAAGAGCAUCCGAACGCGCCGCCGCGUGGUGCUGACAGGCUAUCCUCUGCAGAACAACCUGAUUGAGUACUGGUGCAUGGUCGACUUUGUCCGUCCCGACUUCUUAGGUACGAGGCAGGAGUUCAGUAACAUGUUUGAACGUCCAAUUCUGAACGGACAGUGUGUGGACAGCACGCCUCAGGACGUCCAGCUGAUGAGGUACCGGAGCCACGUCCUCCACAGUCUGCUGGAGGGCUUUGUUCAGCGGCGAGGCCACGAUGUCCUCAGAGAUCAGCUGCCUUCGAAGGAGGAGCAUGUGAUUCUAGUGCGCCUCUCCCCUCUUCAGAGGGCGCUCUACACAGAGUUCAUGAACCGCUUCAGAGAGGCAGGGAACACCGGCUGGCUCAGCCUCAAUCCUCUGAAGGCCUUCUGCGUGUGCUGCAAGAUCUGGAACCACCCGGACGUCCUGUAUGAGGCCUUGCAGAAGGAAAAUCUGCCAAACGAACAAGAUUUAGACCUUGAUGACCUCACCUCAGCAGGAAAUGCUCGAUGUCCCCCUGCACCCAAUCAAAAGGUGAAGAACGCAGACAAUCCAAACCCCAAUGGAGGACCGAGCCUCGCCCAGCUGCAGGAGAAAGCCAAUCAAGUUAUCACUUUAGAAUGGGCUAAAGAGAUUAUGUUUGACUACAAGCCCGGGAUUCUGGAGAACUCUGCCAAGAUGGUGCUACUGUUCCACCUGAUCGAGGAGAGUGUCAGAAAUGGAGACAAAAUCCUCGUGUUUAGUCAGAGUUUGUCCACACUCACUGUGAUUGAGGAUUUCAUGGCCAAAAGACCAGUCCCCCCAUCGCCUCUUUCUCCCAGUGGAGACAGGCUGAACCAGAACUGGGUCAGAAACCUCAAUUAUUACAGGCUGGAUGGAAGCACAACAGCAUCUGAAAGAGAGAGACUCAUCAACCAGUUCAACGACCCCUCCAACACCUCAGCGUGGGUUUUCCUUCUCUCGACCAGGGCUGGCUGUCUGGGCGUGAACUUGAUUGGGGCGAACCGUGUGGUGGUGUUUGACGCCUCAUGGAACCCCUGCCACGACGCUCAGGCCGUGUGCCGGGUGUACCGCUACGGACAGAGGAAGCCGUGCCACAUCUAUCGGCUGGUUUGCGACUUCACACUGGAGAAGAAGAUCUACGACCGGCAGAUCUCAAAGCAGGGCAUGUCUGACCGCGUGGUGGAUGAUCUGAAUCCUGUGCUGACCUUCACCAGGAGGGAGGUUGAAUCUCUUCUUCAUUUUGUGGAGGAGGAACCGGACCCCUCCCUGGUGCAGCUGCAGCCUGAUCAUAGCACGGACAGUGUUCUCCAGAAGGCUCUUCAACUUUAUUCCAACCACAUCACCAAGCAACCGUUCCCCCACGAGUCUCUGCUGAUGGACCGCAGAGAGCUGAAGCUGAGCAACGCUGAGAAGAGAGCUGCAAAGAAAGGGUACGAGGAGGAGAAAAGGGCCUCUGUGCCAUACACCCGCCCAUCAUAUGCCCAUUAUUACCCUGCCAGUGACCAGAGCCUCACCAACAUCCCUGCCUUCAGCCAGAGGAACUGGCGACCUACUGUCACUGAGCAGAAACCAGUAGCAAGUGUCCGGCCAGUCCAGUCAACGCCAAAUCCCACGAUGCCUCGACAAGCAUCCGCAGGGCCGAACCGGGAUCCCUCCAGAUCCAGCCUGGAAGGCUUCCCUGUCAACUGCCUGCAAAAAGCUGGAGUCUUUGUCCAGAAAAUUGUCACCACAACUGACAUAAUCAUUCCAGGAACAAACAGCUCUAAAGAUUUUCAGGCCAGGAUCACUGCUGGAGAAAGCAUUCAUGUAAUAAGGGGCACCAAAGGGACUUACAUCAGGACGUCCGAUGGGAGAAUCUUUGCUAUCAGAGCAGCCGGGAAGGCCAAGACUUUGGAAGAGAGUGCAACAGCGCCACCCAAAGACUUACAAGUACGAGCUCAGGAAGUUUCAUCCAACGGCAGCAACGGUUGCUUGUCACCUGACAGGAGACAGCCAACCCCUUCCAAAGCUGUGCCCCGCCCUCUUUCCCCUGACAGCCCAGAGAUCAUCAAUGAGUUGCAGCGUUACACGAUUGGGUCGGGAGCGGAUGCCCCAGUGGCCUCCAACACGCAGCUUGGUACAGAAUCCAGCACAAACCCCCAGCUCUCCACCAAGCUGCUGCAGGCCAACGGCAGCAGUGGUGGGGGAAGCUCGGGCCACCGUAAUUCCUCUGGUACAAAGGUUCUCCAGGUCGGUGCAGAGGCCUGUGCUGCUCAGGAUUUGAGAGUGGGUUCUAAGCGUAAAGCGUCCCUGUCGCCACUGGAGGAGUGGGUCAGUAAGCAGCCUGCUGCCAGCAAUCCCCCCUCCGCCCCGCUGCCCUCACAUGGGUUUCCAUAUGGCGGGGGCUUUAACCUCCCCCCGGCGGGUCUCAGCUCUGCGAUGAUGGGUGGUUCACUGAGGCAUCCGCUGUUCAUAGGGUCAGGCUCACAUUACUUCCCCUCACCCCACACUCAGCUGGGCGACCCCAGGUACAUGUACCCAGAUCUGCUGAGCGUGAAUGGUGCCGGCGCCGCCACCACCUCCUCAUCCUCCCAUGCAACAACAACCACUGCCCCGGCUGUCUCAUCUUCCUCGUCCUCUGCAUCGGUCAGCGCGAGCAGUUCACUUCCUGGCUCCCUGCCUCCCUUCAUUAUGAGCCACGGCAUGGCUGGCAUGCUCCCAGCAGGAUACCCUCUGCCGUACAGCCCCACUCUGGCCAGCCUCUAUUCAGGCCCGCUGCUGCCAGGUUCAGCUGCCUCUCCGGGCAAAACCGGAACCAGUUUCUUGCCUCAAUACCCCCCAGCCGCUGCUUCUAACUCCUCCUCCUCAUCUUCACCUUCCUCUUCCUCCCCCUCAGCAUGGUCUGAGGGCCAAAGAGCCUCAGUUUUGGUGAACAGCGGAGAUGUAAGCAGCUACGACGACGACAAUGAUGAUGAUGAUGUGAUUGAGGUGAGACGCGGACAGUGACGCUUGUUUAAGUUAACAGAGGAAGCCCAAAAAAAGUUUUCUGAGGCAAAGACUGAGGGAUUGGAAGAGUGGAUGGACUGUUACUGUUAAGCAUUUCUUGGAGUCACCUACGCUGCCUUGUCUUAUGGGUGACUGAAGACAGACCGAACAGAGAGGGGCAAAUCUAUCAAAAGAUUGAAAGAUUCAGAGAGAGGAAAAAUAAAAAAUGAGCUUCCAAAUUUUAAAGUAAUCCUGGCAAUUACAUUCUCAUAACUGGACAUGUAGUGACUAAAAUGGCCACUAGGGGGUCUGUUGGCUAUUCAAUUUAGCUUAUUAUCAAAUUUUUCAUCUAACUAAGAAAUAAUCACACAUGAAGAGAAGUUGUGAGACAGGUUUGAUCAUUUCUGGUAGUAAAUGUGUAAAAUAACACAAAAAUGGUUUGGUUUUGUCUCCCAUUAAGUACUGCAACUGAAAAUCCCCGCAGUUAUUGUUUAAUAAAAAAAAGUUCCAAAAUUUAGUGAAAAGCAUUUAUUUAAAAACUUCACUGCCAGGAUUAAAUUUCAACUUUCUUAGCGAGGCAGAGAAAACCCGCAUGGGAUCAUCUUGAAUUGCCGUGGACACAGUUAUGGCUCAGUGGGGCUGAGGUUUAAGACCAUUUACUGAAACCCUGCAACUCUAGCAAAAGAAUGUAUGCUUUAUCAAAUGCCUUCAUACCAGGCCUUUUCGGAGAGACUCGUUCUGUUAAGCCAGAGGACAUGGGAAGAUGUAACUCUUCUGUUUUUGUAUUUGUACUGUACUUUUUAUGUCAUCUACUUUUUAAAGAAAACAAAUGCCUACAAAUAGACAGGUAAAAAAAAUUAAAAAAAAGGUUUCCUGCUUGUAGCGAAGAAACUACCAACAGAAAAUGCCUUCUUGCCUCCAUCUUUCUGAAUGUUAGCUGUGAGAGAGGAGAGGUCAAAAGAGAGGCGGUUUGUGGCACUCUCUGAAUCUCACACAGUCUUACUGUAGCCUAGUAAAUAAAAAAAUGAAAAAAACGAUGCAAAACGCUCACUCAAGCCUAUAUAUGUGUUUAUACAACCCAGAGGAACUGAACUCGCAGCUGCAAGCUUUAGUUACAUUGGUGUCGUUACUGUGUUUGUACCUGCCUGUUGUCCUUUUUAAGGGUUACAAAAGGAAUCGUACAGAAUAGAAGAAACAAUCUCAUGUUUUAGCUGUUGGGGAACUCUUUCUGAUACAUACUUCAACUCUUUGUUUUCUCCCAAAGCCAUUUAAUGUCAACAGAAAUCAGUAAAAACAGAGAGAAAGAGAUGACGUAGCUUUUUCGCAAGGUAGGCCAUUCACAAGCAUGUCUGACAUCCCUAUAAAGAGAAUGAAAAGACCAAAUACUCUUAAGGCUAAGUAAAUAUAUCAGAUCUGAAGUGUAGAAAGAGAACCGGAUACUCAAAGGAAACCUAGAAAAACUUAACAUGGCGAGAUUCCCUUUAAAUGAACAUUAAAACCACCAUCCAACUGUUCCUGUCUUAUACAACAAGUCUGCUGGGAUUCAGCACCAUCUAUUCAUCACAGUAGCUUUGGAAACUCGACAGCAUUUUCUUCAGAAAAAUGUGUUUUAUUCUGAAAAGUGUGGGUUUACUUGCUUCUUCUUUUUUGGGGGGGGGGUUCUUUUCAUUUUACAAUGUUGGAAUUUACCAAAUUAAUUUAUUUAUGACUGUGCAUAUUUAUUGAUUUUUAUUUUUCUACAAUGUGCUUUUUGGUUCUCAUUUGUCUGAUAAUUUUCUUACUUGUGAGAUUUUUUUUUAAUGCUUUUGUUAGUUUUGUGUAGAAACGUUUCCUCUCUGAAGUUCCUCUGUUGUGGAAGAACUGACGAUCAGCCAGUCUGACCCUACACAUGUGAACCUGUGCAGAAUUUGCAUGUGGACCAACAAACUGGUGCGUUACUGAGCAUAUUGAGGAUCUUUGAGAAGGAUAGAUGAAAUACUGUAUUUGAUACUAUUCAACCGUUUGUCUUGAAAAAUGUAAAAAUAAGACGAGGGAUUAGUUUGAUGUCAUACUGACUACAUGAGCAUUUUGACUGAGCGUUGUGGAAGGCACGUUUACGAGCUCCAACAAUUGAAAACAACAAUAUAAUCUGAUCUUUUGAGCUGAUUGUAACCAUGUAUGCUCAGAGUCUCUGGUCAAAAACUCAUUCAGUUCAUCUGCGGAAAAGAAAACCAUAAUAUUAAGUGCUUUCCUUUUUAUAGUUCACAACCAUAUCGACGGAACUGUCCAUUGGGGUCAGUCGGUUUCCUGAGUGUUGGAUUUUUUUUGCUGUCGGCUCGACUUCUGCAGCGCAAAUUGACUGCACUGCAGUUUCACAGCUGUCUACUUGAAUUUACAUAUUUAUUUAUAUGAACAGAUUAGGUUGGACAAAGCGUGCCAACGGUCUCAAUUCCAUUUUAGCCCAGGAGAAAAGGAAAUCUGCUGUCUUUACUUUGAGAAUUCAGAGCCUGUUGUGUGUAGAUUACAUGCAUAAUGUGUAUGACUUUUUUUUUUAAGUUUGUAAAUAAAAAACAUGCUCCAAAUGAUA
Molecule: messenger RNA, 7179 nt
Organism: Oryzias latipes (Japanese medaka)
Lineage: Eukaryota; Metazoa; Chordata; Actinopteri; Beloniformes; Adrianichthyidae
Product: helicase ARIP4
Cellular component (GO): nucleus
Molecular function (GO): ATP hydrolysis activity; ATP binding
Source: RefSeq, a predicted model, not a curated record